Molecule: messenger RNA, 528 nt
Organism: Trypanosoma rangeli
Lineage: Eukaryota; Euglenozoa; Kinetoplastea; Trypanosomatida; Trypanosomatidae
Product: histone H2A
Exons: 1
Coding region: 1-528 (175 amino acids)
Cellular component (GO): nucleosome
Molecular function (GO): DNA binding; structural constituent of chromatin; protein heterodimerization activity
Source: RefSeq, a predicted model, not a curated record
AUGUCGCUGUCCGGUGAAGAGCCGCUGCCGCAGAGCCCCAUGAUGGGCCCCGGAUCGGCGACGGCCGAUCAGACGAGUAUUGUCUCCGGUGGGAAACACGGGGGCAAGGCGGCGGCGCGGGGGAAGGGCAAGGGCAAAGGGAAGCGUGGGGGCAAGACAGGCGGUAAAGCGGGGAAGCGCGACAAGAUGACGCGUGCGGCGCGCGCCGACCUCAACUUCCCUGUUGGCCGCAUUCACUCCCGACUGAAGGACGGGCUGAACCGCAAGCAGCGCUGCGGCGCCUCCGCCGCCAUUUACUGCGCCGCGCUGCUGGAGUACCUCACGUCGGAGGUAAUUGAGCUCGCAGGGGCGGCGGCGAAGGCGCAGAAAACAGAGCGGAUCAAGCCGCGGCAUCUGCUGCUGGCGAUCCGCGGGGAUGAGGAGCUCAACCAGAUAGUAAACGCCACCAUCGCCCGCGGAGGUGUGGUGCCGUUUGUGCACAAAAGCCUGGAGAAGAAGAUCAUCAAAAAGUCAAAGCGGGCCGGCUGA